Rhopilema esculentum is the source of this 4515-nucleotide messenger RNA. RefSeq names its product putative G protein-coupled receptor No18. Lineage: Eukaryota; Metazoa; Cnidaria; Scyphozoa; Rhizostomeae; Rhizostomatidae. Gene Ontology annotation, biological process: G protein-coupled receptor signaling pathway. Gene Ontology annotation, molecular function: G protein-coupled receptor activity. The record is from RefSeq and is a predicted model, not a curated record. Gene Ontology annotation, cellular component: membrane.
CAUAUUUGCAUUGAAAAUUCUGUCAUGCAGCUGUAAAAAUACUUUGUUUUAAAGCACUUAAGUUUUGCAAAAGUCUCGUCAGUUCCUAGAAGAUAAAUGAAUUGGUCUUUGGAAUCAGUUGGCGGGGCUCAGUUCCACCUGGAUUCGAACAAAGUUUCGCUUUUAAUAGACCUUUGCACACUUGAAAAUUGGCAGGUGAUAUUAAUCAAUUGUCGGAAUCCGUGAACGCUGAUUGGCUAUGACCGAAGGCUAAUUAUUCUGGACCAAUCUCUUCGCAUUUGAGCUUUCUUUACGAGCAACUUCAUACCGUCAACUAGCUUUAACUUAAAGCUGUAUGACAAGUUACAAGAAGUAGACUUCGACACGUGACAGGUGACAGGGACCGUGAUGUUAACCGGAGAGUUCACAGAAAACAGACUGAGAACAAGGAUUGCAAUAUUCGUGAGAAAAUCUUUUGACGUAAAGAAGACGUUCGUUGUAGUUGAGUUUCAUUCGCUUUGUUAUGAGAGAAUGUACUUGGUUUUGUUGAGAUGGAACGCUGAGUUGAAGGCAAAUGUUGUGCAUCCAUCCAUAUCUGUAAUGUGAUCCGUUUUUAUUUUGUAUGGUGGACACGGAAGUUUCUUUGAACAGAUGUUAUUUGCGGGAUAAAAGACAUUUAACUUGCCAAGUACUGACUGCAUAACCCUGGUGCCCGUUUCAUGAAAUUUGAAUGCGAGCUUGUACAUAUUAGACAUAGUACCUGGUCGAUCACAGCUUCUCAAUUUGAACGCAGCUUUACGUGAUAUCGUGGCUAAGCGAAAGUGUCUGGAUUGAAAACAGUUGAUUGCUUCAUCCAAAACCAAACACUGCUCUCAGUCAACGAUUCCGUGAAAGGUCUGCUGUUGAUUAUCAAGAAUACAAGAUGUCCUACUCGUACAGUGCUAUGUUGGUGAACAUAAUUGCUUCCAGUAUAUUUGCAUUUUUCGGGACUAUAGGAAAUGCUUUGGUUAUUUUCGCGUUUUUCAAAGUACGCUCGUUGCGGACAAUCAAUAACAUGUUUGUUGUACAGUUAGCAUUCGUGGAUUUGAUGAAGGCUUCGAUAAUUCUUACAACAAAAUCCGUGCAUCAAGCAAAGCAAGUCACUUCUAUGAACGAAGUAUUCUGUCAAAUUUCUGGAAUGUUGCGUGUCAUUGGCUCGUGCCAAUCCGCUGUCCUGCUAGGCGCCAUUGCGGUGGUGCGUUAUUUCAAAGUUGUGAAGCCGAGGCUGUUCGAGAAGAUAUUCACACUUAAAAAGACGUUAAUCUACUGCUGCUCGAUAUUUUUUGCCACCCUUUUAUUGUCUCUGUUGCCAGUUAUUGGCCUAGGCAAGUUUCGAUUCAGCAAGUCUCACGGAGCUUGUUUUGUUAACUGGGACAAAAUAAAUAUUCCUUUUCGUAGCAUUUACUACAUGUUUAACGUUGGGAUCACUUUCCCUGUCCUCAUCUUUUGUUACUAUAACAUUUUCAAAAAACUCCGGGAACACAGUCGGUCUGUUAUUCCUCGAAUUAAUAAGAAAUCCAAAUCAACUGUGACGGCCCCUAAAAUUGAAGUAACAAAGGCUAAUUCCAAGGAAGGGAAUGGCGAAAAGUAUAAAACAGAGAUGCCAGACAGCCAUACAAGUGACCAGCCAGCUAACGAAUCAGCUUCCCAUCUACAAGUCACUGGCGGAGAACAAGAAAAAAAGAAGGAAGGCUUGCAGAAGAAAACUUACAAAGUGAGAAUUAAAAAAGCAAAGGCCUGGUUUCGUAUGAGGAGAGAGAAAUCUGACGUCGAGCUGGAAGUAACAAGGAUUAUGUUUGCAAUAGUGAUUGUUUAUAUCUGUUGUUGGAUGCCAGCUGCUAUUGUGAACAUCAUUAACCUAUCGAAAGUUGUUGCUAUACCUGGUGAUGUGUUGUUACUUAUUGUCACCCUUGUUGACCUCAAAGUCUGCCUGAACCCCUUGAUUUAUGGCAUAGCAAGCAAACAGUUUCGCAAUGCAUUCUUAGCUGUGUUGCUAAGGAAACGAGUUGAAGACACAGUGAGCAUGAGCGGCGUAGGCAGCUCCUCUAAAGCGCCGUCCCAUGACAACAGCUGCCAAGAUAGUAGAGACAUGACUGGUAGUGCCUCGUUUGAAUCUUCGUGUGAUGAGAAGAAGGCUACGUGUGAUUAUUCAAGUGUAGAUUCCAAGGCAACAUGUGUUUAACUUUAGCAAGACAAAUUGUCAAAAGUAGGUAAGCUAGAUUCAUGCAUAUAAUUUGCUUCACUUCGACUCCAGGAUAAAAAAUUUAUUUGUAGUGACAAAGAAUGUGACUGGAACAAAAUGUCUGACCCAUACUGACUUAAAGGCAAUAGACAGAUGCUAAAGGGGCUUUGGUCAGCUUUCAAUAAAAAAGUGAUUAAUCAGUGAUUAAUCAAAAACCCCACCUUCAACCGAGAUUUGAUUAUUGAAAGGAGCUGUAUUUGUACAAAUAAGGAGCUAUGUUUACUACCCUAUACUUGGUAUGGUACCAUCUUUGAAAUUACCCCACACAAUGAAAAUAUCCUGCAUAUUCCUGAAUAUUCGCUGCGUUUUGCAAGGUGCUUGCAAAGUAAAUGCAGCUUUUAAAUAACAUCUUCAAGAAAUCACUAACGAACAAAUAUUGCAUCUCCUAUUGCUCUUGAAAGCAAAUUAAUCCAGAAAAACUUGUUAAGGAGGGCAAUAAAGAAAAGACUGAGAGAAGGACAGGUGUUUUUUCCAAUUAAAUUAUUCUGUUUUCCUUGCUUUGUAGCGUUGUGAUUAUUUAGUAAACAUAUGUUACAAACUCGUCAGAUCAACGCUUUUGCCUGGAAUGUGGAUUAGUCACUGUAAACAUCAUGCAAGCUUGUCUCUUAAAGAGAGCUUAUUCCGUUAAUUUUCUUGUUAAAAUAUUUGCCAUACAGAAAAUCUCUUUUUCCUGUCCCAGGUGUAGGUUUGUUUGCUUAUAUCGGAGUUUUCUCAAAAGAGUCUGCGACACCAAUAUCAAAUCCGCUUGAAAGCAGCGAUAUUAGUUUAUUCAUCCAGUCUUUAUGUACAAAGAUACUGCCAUAUCUAAAUUCACGUGUGCUUUUUCAAAGCUCUGUCAAAUUUUAACCUGAAUGUUAAAUCAUAUCGUCUGCAGAUUAAAAGCAGUGCAAACUUUCGUAAUUUUCAAGAAGCUCUUCAGUGCAAAUUUUUGUUGUUCUCAUUUAAGAGAUCAAGCAUCUUGCACUUCUACAAGAAAGCAGUCCUUUAUAAAAGCACGAUACUGUAAAAUGGGCAUGCCCCUAGCCCGACUGGGAAUUACCCAGCAACAUAUUCACCAUGUAAUAGAAAGAGAAGUCUCAUUUCCAACAAGAAAGAGGAAUUGCCAGUUGCCAGAAAGUCAAUAACUUUUUUGGCUAUAACAGUACUUCAUACCUUAAUUCAUAAGAUGUUUUUAAAAAAGGUUGCUGAUUAGGGUUAAACGUUAACUGAUUUCUAUUUAUUCUCAUUCAAUUCUAUAUUUCAGAUCAAGAUGUAAAGCUAUUUAAAACUUCUGUUCUAUUUCUUGGCAAUUCACCUAGUAUCAAGAAACUUAGAAAUAAGUAGUGUUUUAUUUCCAUAUCAACCAUCGUAGCUCUUAUUCAUCUUAGCCGUAUAGUUUCGACAUAUGUUUAUUUCCAUUUUUAAUCAAAAUCUAAAAUUAUAGUUUCAGAAAAAGUACACCUGUUAACAGGGCAAUCUUUUUCUGCGAUGCAGUUCAAAUACCACCUAAUAUGCAAGAAGCAAGAUCCCUAAGCAAGAAAUGCAUCCUAUCUUAAUUUUAGAGCUCACGACUCUCUUAUGGAAAAAAAGCGAUCGCACUAAAAAGACGUCUUAUGGAAAUCAGGUUUUCUUCCUAAAAAAACAAAAUAUUUCCAUCUUUCAACGAAGUUAGCCAAAAAAAGCAACUCUGAUCCAACGAUACUCCCUAAUGUGUCCAUAACAGAUGCUGAUAUUUUCCUAAUGAAUUAUAAAUUUAUAGAAAUAGAAAAUAUAAACUAACAAACAAAGGUGUGAAAAAAAAUGCAAAAAAGAUGAGAAACUAGAAAAAAUAUUUGUGUAAGGUAAACUGGAUAAGGGGUUCUCGAAAACAGGCAAGGUUAUAGUCUUACCAAAACUCACAUUUCUCGACCAAGAACUUUUUUAUCCAAAACUUAGUUAAAAACACUGAAAACAAACAAGAAAAACGUGUGAAUCAUCUGUCGACUCUCUUCGCAGUUGCUUUAUCCUCUAAAAAGGCACUUUUACAAGAAAGGGGUUUUUGAAAAAAAGGCAAGGCUAAAGCCUUACCAAAAUAUCCAAUUCUCGAGCAAGAACUUUUUUAUCCAAAACUUGGUUAAAUACACUGAAAACAAACAAGAAAAACGUGUAAAUCAUCUGUCGACUCUCUUGGCAGUUGCUUUAUGCUCUAAAAAGGCACUUUUACAAGAAAGGGGUUUUUGAAAAAAAGGCAAGGCUAUAGCCUUACAAAAAUACCCAAUUCUCGACCAAGAACCUUU